UUCUGUUCCUGUCUAGAUGGAUUUACAAUCGUCUCUGGACUCAUGGCCGACCUACGAGAUCGAGCCUGUCUCGAGCUGUUUGCGUCAUCUAUAUGUCCAGGCCCUCUCUAUCGCUGUCGACUGCCUGAACUGCGGGGACCUGCUCGGCUCCCUGGACGGCAUUAGCAUCCUGGAACGGGCCGAGAUAUGGGUCGUAGAUUAUUACGGCGAUACCAGGUUCUGUCUUGGCAACAAGCGCUCCGAAAUCGUUGGGCUCUAUCCUGACCUCUUGAACACCAAUGUUGAUCCCCACAUCCGCCUUCGCCAGCGUCAGUGCCAAGCCGCCAAGAGCUUGCCCAUCCGGCCAGGAUCCAGUCCACUCGCCACGACAAAGCAAGAGAAGUUGCUGGCCCACCCUCUACUCUUGUUGGGAAGCCAGGUCGGGCCGGAGCCGGAGUCGGAGCCCAAGACCGCGGAGCCCUUCCCCGCCUACAUGGAGCCCACCCUCGCGUCGGCCGAGGAGAUGGACAAGAUCGUCGACCUGCGCAGGCGCCCGCCGGGCGAGAAGCCCGUCAUGCGUGUCACCGCCGAGGACCUGCGCGGCUCCGACAUCCUCAAGGUCCUCCCCGAGUUCAUGGCCCAGAUCGCUCGCUCUGGGGGUGCCUCUGCCGGCCAAGGGUCGGCUUCGCGGACCCCGGGUUUGCCCACUGAUCCCACAACCACCAGCGAUGGUAAUUGUGGCCAUAACGACGACGACGACGACGAUGGCGACAAUCAUCAGUUCGAACUGGACGAGGAGCAGGCGCAGGGACGGACCCACGUCGAGAUGGAGAUCGUAGCCGGAAUCCUCGAGGAGAGGGGCCAUGGCGACGGCGAGGACGAGGAGGAUUUCGAGCUCGCCAUCCCAGCCGCCGGCACCGCGCCGUCCGCAACCGUAGCGAUAACAGAUGCCACCGCCGCCGCCGCCGCCAAGGCGCCGCCCAUGAUCCGGGCGCUCAGCUCCAGCGACUCCGAGUCUUCUUCUUCCGACGAGAGCUCGCUGCCCAUAUUGCAGCGGGAUUUCGACGUUGAAACGAGCCUGAAGAUGGCGGCAGCGCGUCCGUAUCUCCCGGCCGGCAGGCCCGCGAGGGCGAGGAGCCACUCCGUGAGCGUCAGCGUGCCUGCCCCGCCGACCCCGCUCAACCCAAAUGAGCUGCUGUCCAGCGCCGUCGAGACGGCGGCGCCGGCGGUGUCUCGGCCCCGGCCACGGCCGAAGCCGAUUUUGGAGGACAGCGAGACCAGCAGCAGCGGGACUAGCAGCGAGGAGGAAGAGGAGACGUCAGAGGAAGAGGGCGGGGGCGGGGACGCAGACGCCGACGGGAUGGAGGGCAUCGAGGGGGGCCCGCCCGUCCCCGCGCCGGCGUCGGGUCCGUCCCCGCCCGGCCGCCGCAUAGACUACCACCCCGAUGAGCCCCGCAAGCGAUCGUGUACGGAAACGUCACUCGCGCGCGACGGGGGCGCCGAGAGCCUGUCGGAUAGGAAGCGCGUCCGGCCUCUGAUAGAGGAGAUCGAGUGA
Molecule: messenger RNA, 1534 nt
Organism: Gaeumannomyces tritici R3-111a-1
Lineage: Eukaryota; Fungi; Ascomycota; Sordariomycetes; Magnaporthales; Magnaporthaceae
Exons: 2
Coding region: 17-1534 (505 amino acids)
Source: RefSeq, a predicted model, not a curated record